UUAUUAGUUUAACUAGAACGCGGGUUUGAAACUAAAAUACAAUGAGAUUUCCCAUUUUCAUUUUGUGUCUGUCACUGGUAACACACUAUGCUGUAUCAGAGAUGACUGAGAAGCAGAUAAAGGCGACGAAAAAGUUGAUUCGAAACACUUGCCAGAACAAAUCCAAAGCACCAACUGAGGAGCUUGACGCUAUGCUGAAAGGGAAUUUUGAUCAAAGCAAAGCCGCACAGUGCUACCAAUACUGCAUAAUGAACACAUACAAACUGCUCAGAACCGACAACUCCUUCGACUGGGAAGCGGGAAUAAAAGCCCUAAAAGCCAACGCUCCAGAAAGAAUAGCAGGGCCGGGAAGCAUCAGCAUUGAAAACUGCAAAGAUGCUAUGAAAACAACAAACGACAAAUGUAAAGGUUCCAUGGAAAUCGCAGAAUGCAUAUACAAGGAUAAUCCCGAGAACUACUUCUUACCAUGAGGAACAAAGCUCAAUGAACAAAUGGUAACGUUCUUUGUAGGGUAUCGUGUCUCUUGAUUUUGAUUAUCUAAUAAAUUUGUAUAUUCUCA
Messenger RNA from Leptinotarsa decemlineata (Colorado potato beetle), 559 nucleotides. Its product is annotated as general odorant-binding protein lush. Gene Ontology annotation, molecular function: odorant binding. Lineage: Eukaryota; Metazoa; Arthropoda; Insecta; Coleoptera; Chrysomelidae. The record is from RefSeq and is a predicted model, not a curated record.